AUGAGCUGCCUCAGCGAUGCCUCUAUCGGGCCAGCGUUGCUUGCCACAAUCUACGCGGUACUUAGUCUUGCUCUCGUUGUCAUCAUAUCCAUACAGACAUCGCACGCGCUUGUCCAAGGCCGCCUCUCUCUUGUUGCAGCGUCUCUCGGCUUCAUUGCCGCCUUGACUCUGGUGUUGCUGUCGUACCAGGAACAUGCGCGGUCACCCAGACCAUCCAUCCUCAUCGUGACCUACCUCGCCAUUACCUGCCUUUUCGACGUGGCCAAGACACGAACCUUGUGGCUGCUGUUCGACGGGCCAUCACCUCUAGCAGCCAUCUCAACAGUAAUGGUGGCCCUGAAAGUGGUCAUGAUACUUGUCAAAUCGCAGAAUAAGACGAAAUGGCUUACUUGGAGCGACUCGAAAGAGCAUAGUCCCGAGGAGACGAGUGGAAUUUUUGGCCUCGUUGUCUUUUACUGGCUCUACAGACUGUUCAUGAAUGGCCAUCGAACCAUUUUGUGUAGCGAAACACUCUUCCCGCUGGACCAGGCUGUCUCGGCAUCCGUGCUCGCACCUAAGCUCGCCAAAAAACUUCGGACAUCGUCGUGGAGGGGGCGCAAAUGGGGAUUGGCCAAAGUGCUGUUUUCCACGCUGGCCCCGCAGCUGUUGCCACCUAUUAUUCCUCGAUUGGCUUUGCUCGCUGCCAGCAUGUGUCAGUCGUUUCUUAUCGAGGCUCUCCUUGACUUCCUGCAAGAAGACUCAGAAAAGAGCCACGGAUACGGGCUCAUCGGUGCUACGAUUUUGACGUACGGUCUCCUUGCUUUGUCAACGGCUUUGUAUGGAUACUUCCAGGAGCGCUUCGUCAUCAUGACGCGCGGAUGCCUGAUCACCGCCAUAUAUGAUCAGACAGUCCAGCUCGAGCUCGCCUCGUCAGCCGAAUCUGGAGUUCUCACUCUAAUGAGCACCGAUAUCAGCCGUAUAAUGACGGGUUUUCUAGACAUCCACGAGUAUUGGGCCAGUUCCAUCCAGGUUGGCCUGUCGUGUUGGCUGCUACAGAAGAAGCUGGGGACAGCCUUUGUCGCACCCCUCGUCGUGGUCGUGCUGAGUUUCCUGGCCAUGUUCUUCUUAGGCAAGGUCGUCGGUCGUUGCCAGAGGGCUUGGAUGGAAGCCGUUGGCAUCCGCGUGGGCACCAUGGCCACUGCAAUCUCCCAGAUGAAGCUGAUCAAAAUGUCGGGAAUGGAUGCCCCCAUCAAGAAGAGAAUCCAGCAGCUGCGCAUUGCAGAGAUCCGAGUCGGUGAGCGUUGGCGCAUGCUGGCCGUCACGGGAGCCGCUAUCUCGCAGGUCCCGUUGCUGAUAUCCCCUGUCUUGGCAUUCGCCACUGCCAUGAAGACGUUGAACACUACGUCUAUCUUCGUUUCAAUAUCUUACCUUACUCUCCUUGCGGCCCCACUGUUGGUGCUCUUCCAGAAGGUGCCCCAGCUUCUCAGCGCAUUCACAUCCCUUCAGCGCAUCCAGGAAUUCUUGGAGCGCGACACCAGAAAGGACUAUCGCAUCUCGCAUAGCCACAGCAUGUUUGCAGACAUGGGAAUGGAGGCGCACAACGGUUUUGAUAUGAACUUAUUGGAAGGAAGUGGAACCAGAGAUUCCUGCAUCAGUAUUUGUGACGGGGAAUUUGGAUGGUCUCAAGACACCCCGGUUCUCAAAGACGUCAACAUUUCCAUCCCGGCCUCUUGCCUUACCGCUGUCCUUGGACCUGUUGGAAGUGGGAAAACGACUUUUUGCAGAUACAUCCUCGGCGAGUUACCUUUUGCCCGUGGCUUUGUCCAUCUUUCGACUCGUAGAAAUAUCGGCUAUUGCGACCAGCAACCAUUCUUGACAAAUGCCCCGGUCCGAGACAACAUAGUGGCGUAUGGCGUCUUUGAUCAAGACCGAUACGAUGGCGUCGUUAUUGCGACCAUGCUUGACCGGGACAUCGCUUCCUUUCCCCAAGGCGAUCUUACGGUUAUUGGAAGUGGCGGCAUUGCUCUAAGCGGCGGACAGCGGCAGCGCGUGUCCAUGGCAAGGGCACUCUACAUGGCGGACACGGAUUUGCUCGUAUUUGACGACGUUCUAAGUGGUCUGGAUGCCCUAACAGAGAGUCGCGUAUUGCAACGCGUUUUUGGACCAGACGGCCUGCUGAGGAAACGUCGCGCGACGGCGAUUCUAUGCACACACAAUCCAAGGCAUAUCGAAUUCGUCGACCGUGUCAUCAGACUUCAUGAGGGCGGUCGUGUCACGGAGGAGGGCUUGCCGGCCUCGAAAAAGAUGGCCACGAUGCCUACGGCAGACUCGCAGUCCGACACUACCAUCCCAUCCGGAGCCGAGCUAUUGGCGACAAUUCCCACGCAAACGGAGACAGAGAGUCAAGACGUGGCUCGCAAGAGGCGCGAUCUCAAGGUCUACGGCUACUACUUUAGCACCGCUGGGAAAAUCACCCUGGUUUCUUUCGUCUUUACAUCGGCGUGCUAUAGUUUCUUCUUGAACUUUCCGCGCAUAUGGCUCACCUUCUGGUCAGAUGAUGCGGCUAGGAAGGAUGGCGGGCUUCGUCAGAUGCACUCUCGAGGAUACUACAUUGGCAUUUAUGGACUGCUGCAGCUCAUGUGCCUCAUGUCAUUCUCCGCUGCUGCAGCGCUUGUUCUGGGACCGAUGAUCCGACAGAGCGGGUCGAUACUCCAUCGGCGAGCGCUCGAUACAGUAGUGAAUGCGUCGCUGCAACUCUUUGUAAAGACGGAUCUCGGCGUCAUCACCAAUCUGUUCUCCCAGGACAUCACUCUGAUUGACGGAGAACUCCCUUUGGCAUUUCUCAAUCUUGUUUUGGAUAUAUUCAGCGUCAUCUUCAUGGGCGCAGUUAUCAUAGCGUCGACCCCAUGGCUGGGUUUGACGUACCCUGCCAUAGUAGGCAUUCUCUACGCCAUCCAGCACUUCUACCUCUUCACUUCGCGGCAGCUGCGCCUGCUGGAUCUCGAGGCUAAGAGCCCGCUAUACUCUCACUUUGUUGACACGCUGAAGGGUAUCUCAACGAUACGCGCCUCCGGCUGGACGGACAAGAGUAUCGAGAAAAACCUUGCCCUUCUCGACCGAUCUCAGAAACCGGCAUACCUGCUUGCUAUGGUGCAGAGGUGGCUCUACCUAAUGCUCAACACGGUCGUGAUGCUCAUUGCGAUAGUCUUGGCCUCCAUGAUGACGCAGCUCCGCCCAAGCUCCACCUUGUCGGGUGCCUCUCUCGUCACGCUCAUGAGUCUCAGUCAGUCCCUGGGUGACAUCGUGCGCUUCUACGCCUCUCUGGAGACUUCCAUUGGAGCCGUUACUCGUCUGAGGAACUUCUCUAUGCAGACACCAUUGGAAAAGUCUGACGGUUUUCAGCCAGACCACAACUGGCCAUCCAACGGCAGCAUAGAAGUUUCAAAGGCGUGGGCAUCCUAUGGUGGAAAAUCUUCCCUGAUUCUCCUCCUUUUGGGGUUCAUCGACCCUGUGGAGCACGAGGGGGUACAGGGCAGCGAUACGGUGUUCCUACCAACGGGAAGCACCGUGAUGGAGAACCUCGAUCCCGGGGGUGUAGCAACUCCGGAGCAGUGCCGUGAGGCCCUGGAGGACCUUGAUCUGUGGCAGCCCGUUCAGCUCCGAGGAGGCCUUGGUAGCCUGUUCGACGAGAGUCUCUUCAGCCAUGGACAGAGGCAGCUCUUCAGUCUCGCCCGUGUGGUCCUCAAGAGGAGAUUGAUGGUAGCGGGAGGAGGCGGUGCGGUGCUCCUCCUGGAUGAGUUCUCUAGCUCGGUCGAUGCCGUUAGCGAGCAGCGGAUGAUGGUGGCUGUCGAUAAACAUUUCUCAGGCUGCACAGUCGUCAUGGUGGCCCAUAGGCUGAAGACGGUGACCGAGUUUAGCGACCGGGUCUUCGUCAUAGACCGGGGACAGGUAGUCGAGUCUGGUGACCCGCGGGUAUUGGGAAGGAUGGAGGGAACGUGGUUUGCUUCGCUGCUCAAAGCCUCGGAAUAA
Messenger RNA from Grosmannia clavigera kw1407, 4008 nucleotides. RefSeq names its product ABC multidrug transporter. NCBI's taxonomy places the organism in Eukaryota, Fungi, Ascomycota, Sordariomycetes, Ophiostomatales, Ophiostomataceae. Gene Ontology annotation, molecular function: ABC-type transporter activity; ATP binding; ATP hydrolysis activity. Gene Ontology annotation, cellular component: membrane. The record is from RefSeq and is a predicted model, not a curated record. The coding region runs from base 1 to 4008 and encodes 1335 amino acids. Gene Ontology annotation, biological process: transmembrane transport. The transcript has 4 exons.